This is a messenger RNA of Ambispora gerdemannii, 1044 nucleotides long. The record is from the annotation of a GenBank genome assembly. Lineage: Eukaryota; Fungi; Glomeromycota; Glomeromycetes; Archaeosporales; Ambisporaceae.
AUGCCACAAUCAAAUAGAUUGAAACGUAUCAAGACUUCUCAAGACCAAACUGAAAUAAAAGAUGCUGAUCGAAGGAUUUCGUCUUCGUCCGCGUACUAUUUUUCUACAACUAACGGAGAUGAUGCUGACGUUUCACUAGACAUCUUCCAAUCUCCGAAUUUACUGACUAUUCCACCCGAGAUUCUUAUUCAUAUUUGCAAACAUUUGCCACCCAUCGAUCUUCUCUCGUUGGCACGUGUUUGUAAACUAUUUAAUGAAUACCUAUGCACAGAUGAAUCAAUCACUACCCAACAUAUCUGGCGAGAAUCUCGAUUGAAUCACGUGAGAUUUCUUCAGCUCCCACCGCCAGAAGGGAUGAGUGAACUUCGGUAUUGCCGAUUAGUGCUCGAAAAAGGAUGCCAACUAUGUGGAACAAAGCUUACUAGAAAGGUGUACUGGGAAUUUCAGGUUCGUUGUUGUACUCUUUGUUUCGACACAAAUACACUGAGUGAAUGGGAUGUUAUUCAUAAGGACCUCUGCAACGUCCGGAUACAAGAUAUCUUGCCAGCUAUUAAAAGAGCAUCAUACGCGCUCGAUCGAUUCUGGAAGCCCCAUCUACAGACGCUCUACAAAGAAUUUGAAACGAUUCCUGAGGAUAAACGAUUGGACUGGUUGAAAGCGAAAAAUGAAAAGCUAUUGAUAUACAAUAAAGAUGUUUCUCAACGACAAAAUGAAGAACGAAAAGAACGCGCCAAUAGAUAUUUCGAGCACAAGAAACGAUCAGAAGACCGUGCUAAAUUCCUCCUAGCAAAAUUUCAAGAAGAUUUGGCAGCAGAAGUAAAGGAAGAUGGCCAACCAGUCUACAAGGAAUCCUACAUUCGUGAAUGUCCAUCUUUCAAAAAAGCCUGCGUAGAAAACUCACGCCCAUUCACUCAACGAUGCUGGAAGAAUUUGAAGCGAAAAUUGCGAGAGGAGCAUAAAGUAGUCGAAGCUAAAAAGAUCGAGGAAGAAAAUGAGAAUCAAAAAUGGCGAGCGCUUAUGAGACGAAUUCGACCAUCAUCUUAA